This is a messenger RNA of Morus notabilis, 460 nucleotides long. RefSeq names its product CASP-like protein 4D1. Bases 20 to 460 code for a protein of 146 amino acids. NCBI's taxonomy places the organism in Eukaryota, Viridiplantae, Streptophyta, Magnoliopsida, Rosales, Moraceae. The record is from RefSeq and is a predicted model, not a curated record. The transcript is spliced from 4 exons.
UACAAUUCCAAAUUAGAAGAUGGCAAGAUCAGCAGCUUCACGCACUGCGAAUCUUGUAUUAAGGGUCUUCACCAUUGUUCUCCUACUGAUUUCGCUUAUUGUAAUUUGCUCCAACACAAAGACCGACGAGUAUACUGGAGGGAGGAUCAAAUUUCAGGAUGUUAUUGCUUAUCGAUACAUGCUUUCUGCAAUCGUCAUUGGCACAGCAUAUGCUCUCCUGCAACUUGCAUUCGCAAUCUACAACGCCGUUAGUAACGGAGAAGGCAACCAUCUCUUUGACUUCUAUGGUGACAAGAUUGCGUCGUAUCUGUUAGCCACCGGUGCAGCUGCAGGAUUUGGUGUUACAAACGAUAUGAAAACGCUCAUUGAAUUGUUGUCAACGUACGACUUUGGAAACUUCUAUGAAAAAGCCUAUGCCUCGGCCAGUCUCCUUUUUCUGGCAUUUGUUUGCACUAUGUGA